Molecule: messenger RNA, 972 nt
Organism: Cotesia congregata
Lineage: Eukaryota; Metazoa; Arthropoda; Insecta; Hymenoptera; Braconidae
Source: the annotation of a GenBank genome assembly
AUGUCUCAACAAUACUAUCCAUUUAAGUGCACCCCGACUGUUUAUCCUGCGGAACCAUUUGAUGCAAAUGCAGAUGCAGCUAUUCUUCGUAAAGCUAUGAAAGGUUUUGGUACUGACGAAAAAACAAUAAUUGAUGUUUUAACUAAACGAGGAAUAGUUCAACGUUUGGAAAUUGCUGAAAGUUACAAGACACAGUAUGGCAAAGAUUUGAUAAAUGAUUUAAAAAGUGAACUGUCGGGAAAAUUUGAAGAUUUUAUCAUUGCAUUGAUGACACCAUUGCCCCAUUACUAUGCUAAAGAACUUCAUGACGCAGUUUCUGGGCUUGGUACUGAUGAAGAGGCUAUAGUUGAAAUUUUAUGCACAUUAAGUAAUUAUGGAAUCCGUACUAUUGCUGCAUUUUAUGAAAAUCUUUAUGGCAAAAGCUUGGAAGCUGACUUAAAAGACGAUACGUCAGGUCAUUUCAAAAGAUUAUUAGUCUCCCUUUGUCAAGCUAAUCGAGAUGAAAAUCAAGGUGUUGACUAUGCCCAAGCACAAGCUGACGCACAAGCUCUAUUUGACGCAGGUGAGAAACAAUGGGGAACAGAAGAAUCUCAAUUUAAUAUGAUACUAGUAACUCGCAGUUACCAACAAUUACGUCAAACCUUUUUGGAGUAUGAAAAAAUAUCAGGACAUGACAUUGAAGUGGCUAUUAAAAAAGAAUUUUCUGGAAGCAUCGAAAAGGGACUUUUAGGAAUUGUGAAAUGUGUGAAAUCUAAGGUCGGUUUCUUUGCUGAAAGAUUACAUGCUGCAAUGCAAGGCAUCGGUACUAAAGAUCGCACAUUGAUACGUAUUAUCGUAUCAAGAAGUGAGAUUGAUCUUGGAGAUAUUAAGAAAGCAUUUGAAGAACGAUUUGGUAAAUCAUUGGAAAGCUGGAUUGCUGGUGACACUUCUGGUGAUUAUAAGAAAGCUUUAUUGUCUUUGGUAUCAACGUAA